Messenger RNA from Porites lobata, 4290 nucleotides. The record is from the annotation of a GenBank genome assembly. NCBI's taxonomy places the organism in Eukaryota, Metazoa, Cnidaria, Anthozoa, Scleractinia, Poritidae.
AUGUCGCGAAACCAUCAAGAAAGUGGAGAAAUAUCACUGAGUAUUGAAGAAACAAAGUAAGCCAUAAAACAUACUGAUGAAUGUGUACAUGUAAGGGGUGACUAUGGGGGAAAUUUUAACUACUGCAGUAAUUAUUGUAUUGCAAUAGACCACAUGGAUAUGUUGAUAGUAUUGCGAUAGUGGAGGUACUAUUGCAAUAGUAUUGUGAUAGUUUUCUGGAAUAUCUGUUUUUAAUUAAUGCUUUAUAUUUUAAGAAAUAACUGAGAAGUGGUGGUCAUACAAUACAGUUACUACAGGUAUGCGGUUCAAGAAUCAAGGCGCUAAAAGCUAAAUUUGUGAUCCAGACCCCUGCUUCCAGACCUGAAUUAAUGUAAUUGAAGGGACCAAUCUGUUAAUAAUAAGAUGUCACCAUGCACCAAUCAGUAGGGAGCUGUAGUAACGACGAGGGUGACGGCAGUAAGAACAUCAGAAAAGGAAUAGGUUUAAUCAGGAAAACAACAAAUCUACAUAAUGUAGUGCAGGCUCACUUGAUGAGCUUGGGAACUGGUGCGUAAAAGGUUAGCGGGGGAGGCUAAAUGCGAAAAAUUAGACAAGGAGGUAACCAGGCAACCGUGGAAGCGGGAACCACCCCUGUGAGCCGCCGCUAACUGGCGCCGUCACUCUGAGAAAAUACUCAGUGGAAGAGAUACUUACCAAGUGAAAUACUUACCUGCGCACCCACAUAUGACAGCAGGGAGAGAGGAGAGAGAGCAAAAAUCCGCAAAGAUUCACUAACACAAAGCUAAAAGGUGAUCUGCAAUGAUCAGCGAGAAUAGCUUGCAAAAUAAAAUGCAAAAGGGUAGUGGCCCUGAAAACCCUAAAUGGGCUGCCCCGCAUGUCACUCAUGCUAAUACAGGAACACCGCUGGCAGCAUUGGCUCGAGGUUAACUUAGCCUAAAUAAAAAUUUAGCCACUUUACAUGUGAUAUUUCAAGUGAGUUAAAUCAAUGGUGACAAUGUUUGAAAAAAUGCAAGUCCUUUUUAGCUCAUGGAUGACAUAGUCAUGCCAUGGGCUUUUGGAGGCACUCGAAUGGCACUCGAUCACUCACUCACUCACUCACUCACUCGAUUCUCACUAAUUAAUUCAUUAAAGUCAGAUUAAACACGUUACUCCUACCUCCCUUGCUUAGUAUUACUUUUUUUCCAAGUGCCUUCUAUGUAUAUGUUUGGAAUAUUCUAGAGGGUACUAGGAAGGCGCAUUUUUUUUCCAGACACAUCAAUUAUAGAGAUGGGUUUUGUAUAAAUAACAAUAUUUUAAAGAACACUGAUAAUAUCAUCCGCAAGAAAUGGACUUAGAAUUGUUAAAAGGACAUUGAAAUAAUUGAGCGUGGAUCAUUGUUGCAUAUUUGGACGAAUUGUGCACAUUUGUUCCCGAUAUUGUACUUGAUAUGGAGAAGAUGCGAUCAACAAGAGUGUGAAAGAGCUAUUGCAGCCUGACGAUGGGAUUUCGUUCAGCGAAUAAGCCAAAGAGCCUUAUAAUCACUGCAAAAAAACUGUCCUUGAAUUGUUAAAGCGACAUUGAGGAGUAUCUAUUUAGGUUUAUUCAGUUAUUUGGACGAACCCGUUCGACCAUUUGUCUUCGUAUGCAAACAGGGAAUGAAUUAAUGUUGUGUCAACUAGAAGCACAGGUUUUAGAACCAACAAGCGUUACGUUGUUUUGCUUGAAUUCUUAGGUGAUCUUUGCCUUAAAGUAGGCUUUUGUUUGUCGGUGAUUCCAUUUAGUAGUGAAAUGCUGCGCUGGUAUAAACAAGUCUCUGGCAAAAGGCAAUCGGAUACUUCGUCUACGUUUAAAUUAUUUGGCUAGGUCAGAGCACGUACUGCUUUGAGCUUAACCCGUUUUACAUGUAUUAAAAUAAUUUUUAGCUCGUGUUUCUCAAAAGCGCGUUCUAAAGCAGUUCAAUUUAGCCAUAAACGCCUGUAUUCUGUAUUUAAUAUAGCUCAUACUGCGUAUACUAACCGUUAUGUACUCAUCAUAUGGAAACAUUUAUUUGAAAGCAUCGCACUUUUAAAACCACGGUUUAAAUAAAACUCAUGUAUGUAAAAGUUGGCUACAAGAAAGUGCACUGUCCUUCGGAAAGUGUUUGACAGUCACAUGAGAAAGCAAAUUAUUUUACAACUAAAAAGCGUUACCGGUACUUAAUAAUUGCUUUCAAAAGUGAUCUUAGUUUGCAUGUAAGUAGAAAUGCUGCACUGAUAAAAAGUUUCUAGAAUAUUCAGGUACACAUGCAAUCGGAUACUUCGAGUCACGCUGUAUUUUGGCAAGUCCGUACACCAUUAUAUGUUUUUCUUUGAUUAUGGAACUGUCUUUUCUACACUAAUUCAAUUCAUCCAUGAGCUCGCUCCUAGGAGCCUUUGAUUAACCCAUUCGCUCCUGGAGAUUUUGCCGAAAAACGCGUUUUGAAGCUAGUCGAGUGGUUUUCUGGUCACUGUCGUGCUAUAAGGGAAAAUUCAUUUAAUAUGACAAGGGGGGGGGAUGAAGAUAUUGAGGGGGGGCUCCGAAAAUUUUUAGACACCCGAAGGGGGGGCUCUGAAAAAAUUGUUCCGCUAGGAGGGGGGGCUCUGAAAAUUUGUAUACUUCUAAACCAACACAUGACAUCAUCAUACAGAUCGGAUGGUUUUCAACUCAACAAUUUAAUGACCUGUGCAACUCAGCUAUAUCACGUGGUUUACAGAUAUAACAAAUGUAGUCUCAGUAAUUAUUACACUCUUGUUCAUCCCAAAAAUGCUUUAGAAAAUUGUAUCACAACUGUAUCUCAAGUUUGUCAUAGUAUAAAUCAUUGAAGACAAUAACGGUAAAUAUAUUUAAUACAGUCUAGCGAUCUUUUCUCAGGGGAGCAAAGGAAUUGAAGGAGGGGGGGGCUCUGAAAUUUUUUCCACUACCAAGGACGGGGCUCCUAAAAAAUUGAACCGCUAGCGAGGGGGGCUGCUAAAAUUUUAAGCUUCGAGUUUCAAUAUCUUCAUCCCCCCCCCUUGUCAUAUUAAAUGAACUUUCCCUAAAGAGCUAAAACUUACCACAAACCAGUUUACAGGUGGUACACUUGGCGGCCUUCUGAUCCAGAUGCAAAAUAUCAGCUUGCGAAGUUCGGGCAUGCGCAGAAAGCAAAAUUUCGACAUAGUUUUUGGGUUUAAAAGUGACACAGCAGUCUUGACUUUUACUUUUCGCUUUCUCUCCUCCCUUCUUUUUUCGCUUUUCUUGCCUCAUUUUUUUUUUCUCUUGCUGGGCAUUUAGUAGGCUUCAUUUUGGUGGGAAGAGUUUUUAGGAAAGCUUUUAGGAUCUUAGGAUUAGGUGAAAGGAAAGGUAGGUGGGUAAUGGAACAAGAUUUUCAUGGAGAUUUUCAGGUCCUUGUCACGUGGUUUUUUGCUUCUUUCUCCGGUGUCCUUGACUGAAUUGUGCUCAUUCUGGUAUGGUUUGAAAGAUCUCUUCACUCUGCACACAUGUGCGAAGAAAGUUGUCCUUGACCGUCAAAACUGAUGACGUCACAAAGGGUAGAAAGGACCUGGAUCCGCACGGGCGGUUACGGGCGGUUCAGGGACGAAUGGGUUAACAGUGAAAUUUUCCCUGCCUGUUGCCAUCAUCAUUGCUAAAGCACCCUGUGGUAGAUCACAGAUUGGCAAAACAUCUCAAAAUCUUCAAAAUGUUGUAAGAAAAACCCUGCUUGCCCCAUUUAGGGUUGGAGAAUCUUGAUAUUUUUUUAUAACCUCAUUUCUAUGAUCUAUAGAUUCUGAAGUGUUUGUCUUGUUUUGAGCUAUAACCAAGUUGUGCGGGCGACAAGAGGAGCCCAUAAUCCUAAUCUGCAGGUUGUUAUGACUCAUGCGUCGCAUGUCUGUAGCCAGCAUUCAUUUGGAAUUCCACUAAGAAUGAAUGGAAUGCACCAAAUGCAAUUUUGUCGUAGACGUUUGGACCUUCUACCAUUGUAAUCUGAUACCAUGUAUUUUAAGGUGAAAUUCACUUAAAAGUACAGUGCUGGAGCAAAAGCAUUAGCCUGCAUUUGGACCUCCGAUCGCUGUCACCUGCACUCCGUAACCUUUGGUUAUUACUAGUGCUAUAUAUUCCGGUACUCUAAUGUUUUACUGUUACUGGGGCAUAGGUUGUCAAUUGUUUCAGUGAGUUUGACAUUGUUACAGUAUUCAAUGGUUUGUUGUAUCAACGUGCCACUGUACUGACCAAUUUAUGGUAAUACUUUUCAGUAAGUUAAGAAUCAAACUUGGACUUAAGCCACUUGAAAUCCCUGAUUCAUCAACAGACACAGAA